AUGACACAAACACCAAUUUCUGCUCCUGGAGCUCCACGAAAGCCUAAACGAAGCUCGAUCGUUCAUGUAAAGGAUGUGCCUCCACCUAGCAAUAUGACAACUCCAUCAGCAUCAAAAACUGAUGAUUCGGACGUUUCUUGUGAUCUCUUUUUUCUUCAUCCAACGCUUUUUGUGACAGAUCGUGAGCUUCUACAUCGAGAAGUUUUCAAGAAAUGCGAAGAAGCGGGCCUUGAUCCAAAAUGGGUAGAGGAUCAAGCGAUCAAAAAAGUGAAGCCAAACGAUCACAACUUCUACAUUUUACACCAAUUCGAAGGACCAUCCUAUGAGAUGCUAAAAAACAAAAAGUGCAAAACUAUCUCGUCGUUUCUGGUGCGCGAAUGUCUGAGAGAAGAAACGCCAUUGCCGAAAAUAAAUGUCCCAAUCUAUUCAAAACAUCUAAACGGUGUUCGCAUCACUUUUACUGGAUUUACGACAGAAGAAAAAGAACGUCUAACGUCGUUGGUUUUUGCAAUGGGUGGCCAUGUGAGUCCGCGAUUCAGCGAAAGGAUUACGCACAUGGUGGCAAAUGGAUACAUUCCGGAUAACGCUGGGAAAUAUCGGGCAGCCAAACAGCUGAAUGUGCCGAUCAUGGACGUGAGUUGGUUGGAAGAUGCUUGGCUAAAAGCACAAGCGCACGAACCAUUCAAUUGUGCAUCAAAUGAUUUUGUUCGCGAACAUCAAAUGCCACUUUUCAAAGGACUGGUAAUCACAAAAACCGGAAUCUCGCAAGCGCAAAUGACCGAUUUGAUUCGAGCGAUUGAGAUUAAUGGAGGAAAAUACUCGCCUUCAUUGACUCAGCAAUGUACACACAUGAUCACGGAAUCUUGCUCUGGAGAUAAAUAUCGAAAGGUAAAAGAUUGGGAAAAGAGAAGCAAGGCGGAAGAGAAAGGAGUGCGACGAGUGUAUUUGGUGAAUCUGAAAUGGCUGAUGAAGUCGAUUGAAGCGGGUUACAUUCAACCGGAGUCCCGGUAUGAUCCAGAACGACCGACAUGCUCUACCCCCACGCACGAGGCUCCGAUACAAGAUCUUGAAUUGAGUGCUAUUGCUGGCCAGCAAAACGGAAAACUGGACACACAAAUCAACUACACUUUUCAUCCAAAUGGGACUAGUCCGAUGGAUGAUCGGCUUCGGAGACUAAGUAAUGCUUCUGGUGUUCAAGCAUCACCUUAUUUAAGAACACCUACCAGUGGAAGCGGUGCCAAGUUCGAGAGAAAUAGAGUUUCCGCUUUACGACGUGAGGCAAGGAAUAGUUCAAUUGGCGGUGAAAGUGGAAGAAGAUCAAACCUACAACGAUCGAACUCGGCCAGUUUGUUGUGUCAAGACCCAACUGCGAUGCUGAAUCGAAAGCUUCGCGAAUUGAACGACCCGGUGGAAAAUCUUGGCCAAGAACGAGAUGAACUUGACAAUGAAUUGGACACUUUAGAGGGCACUCGAAUUCUGAUCAUCGGUGCCUCAAAUUCCUCACUCUCGACUUGGAAACGUGUGCUAAAUUGUUUGGGUGCCUGUCGUGUGACGAAAAUCAUGGCUGACACGCUUGUGGUUAUUGUGAGAAUAUUUGGCAGUGAAGACGAGAAAAAGCUGCGCGAAGCUCAAGAGGUCGGUGUUGUUAUUGUGAAAGCCGAAUGGGUACUUCAAUGUCUUCUACGAAAAGAUCAAAUCUCUACAAAUGAAUACCUAUGGAGUGACUAUGUAACCGAAUUGGAGCGGCAAGUAGCCUUGGAAUUGGAAGGACCGAGACGGGAGAAUACUGCUGGACAGCAAGAUUUGGAGUUUCCGACAAAAUCUGGCAUCACGACAGAGCUCAACUCGAAAUCAAAUUUUGGAAGCCAAAAUCAAGUGACAAACGAGAACGAAACUGUUUAUGACGAACAAUUUACUAACUCAAAGUUUUUGGCGGAGAAAACGUUUCGAAUUUUUGAGAAAGGAAUGGAACAAGAUGAUAUGGACGAACUGAAGAAGGAAAUUCACAAUCUUGGGGGAACCUAUACGGUUGCGACAGAUAACACCGUCGAUUAUCUCAUCUUUCCGCUUAUCGAAUUUGGAACAGUACCCGCGCCAACCGAUGAAAAUGUUGAGCAUAUUGUGACUGGAUUUUGGCUGCGUUGUUGCAUUACGACUGGAAAGCUACUCGAACCGAACGAAUCCCCGUUGUUUCGACCGAUUCCCGCGUGUGCCGGAAGUACAAUUUUCAAGGGUUUAGUCGUCUCGGUCACCGGGCUGGAUCACGCGCUACGGGAAGAGAUCUCGACUUUGGUUGAGGAAUUUGGCGGCAUUUUUCAGACGAGUAUCAGUCGAGUGGAUAAGGCCAAUAACAAAAAGAACACGCAUGUCAUCGCGGGAAAUUUAAGCGCAAAGACGAAGACAUCGAUUCAAUGGGGAAUAAAGGUGAUGGAUCCAUCGUGGGUGGUUGAGAGUGUGAUCAACGAUCGGUUGAUGCCUGAAACGAUGUUUCCAGUUGGCGAUGCGCCAUUCGCCACUUAUAAAGGCCGUGCGGAUGAUGUUUGGCAAACGUGUGAAAUGGGUCGUUUUGAUGUGAAUUACGAGAUGAGAAACACUGUGAACACUCAACCACAAAAUGAAGGAUCCUCACUUGGCACUAAUCAUCACGUGUCACAACCAAAAUUAACGAAUAAUAAGGCCCCUUUGAUCACCGAAGAACCCCAUCCAUCGUCGAGCUCUUCAAAGUUCCUCGACUCGCAAAUCCUCUUCAAACCGCGUUUCCGGUUAGACGGUUUGAGUCAAGUCAUCGAUGGAUUGCCGACACAAGAAACACCGGGACCCUCAAUAGGGGAUACGGCGACUGCACAUCAAGUGAGCAAUGCCCUCAAGGAAGCUGUUGAGAAAACCGGCACACCAAAGGCUCCAUUACCAAUCAUGCAAACGCGAACGGCUCAACUGGAACCUGAAAACAAGGUACCUCCUCUAUCUCUAUCUAAGCCAGUCAUUCGACCGAAACGGGACUAUGCCUUGGCCAGCAAGAUGCACGAAGACUUACUCAAUGAUGAAAUCGCUUCAACUACAGAUGGACGAAAUUCUCGCAGUUCUGUUGUUUCAACGCAGACGACCAAUCAAACGGGGAAACGCCGCCGACUUCGUGAGCCAUCGCAAAAUGAUAUGCUCAAUUCGAAUGUACCAUUUGCUGUAGCCGAUCCAAUCGCUGAAGUUGUGGAGAUUGACGAUAGAACACAAACACAGGGACCGUCGGCUAAACAAAGAAGACAAGAAAUUGUCGGAUGGAUGGAUGCAUCGGAUAACAACGUUAUGAAACGCUUUGAUGAAAGCUUGGCCCAACAAACGCCCGCCAGUGCUUUGAAGAAAAGGAUGAGCAUAAAAGAUCCGCAACCUAGAAGAGAUGUUAAUGCUGGCACGACCACGCUACUCAAUGUCACUAAACAGAGCUCAAUCCAUGCACCAAAGACGGCACCUAAUCUGAACGUUCCAUCAACUUCUGCUGUAAAACAUUUGCAAGCUGAGCCGAUUAAAGACGAAGUAAUCAAAGAAGAGCCACUGUCUGAGCCGCAAUCAGUGCAACCAAAACGAGGGUCAGAUUGGUGCUUCAGUUAUUCGUCGAUUCCCACUCCUGCGCAACUCCACGAACUUGACGACAUUGUGAAACAAUUGGGUGGCCGAUCUUCACUCUCAACGCAAAAUGAGCAACUACCAUCUUUGUACAAUCGGACGACCCAUUUAGUGACAGGCCGUUUGAUUCGCAAUGAGAAAUGCCUGAGUGCAAUCGCGAUUGGAGCUUAUUUGUUGGUGCCAGAAUACUUGGAGGAUUCGAAGAAACAGGAUCAAUUCUUGGAAGUAGAACCCUAUGAUUGGAAGACGCGAGUUGAGCAAAUGCCCGAAAUGAAACAACGAGAGAAAGCGUUAGCUGAAGCGGCGAUUUGGUGGAGAGAACAUUUGACUGCAAAGCGAAAUGGUGGCGAUAAGAAUUUUGGAGCGUUUACUGGUUGGCGAGCGCUCAUCUAUUCAAAACCGUCGAAAGCUGACGCUGUGAUAAGGAUUAUUAAAUGUGGCGGUGGUGAGGCGGUGUGUCGAUCCACGAUUGAAUCAGUGGCCGGAUACAAGCCGACGCAUGCACUCGUCGAGAAUUGCCAAUUCUGGAAUGCAGACGAACUUAUGUUGUUGAUCAAGUGUCGUGCUCGUGCUUUCCCAUUCGACUACACAGCCAACUAUUUAUCUCGCCAUGGUCGCUUUGAUAUCAGCGAUACGUUAGAGGAUUAUAGAAGAUGCCUUGGGACGAUGCCCAGCAAUCGCCACCAU
Messenger RNA from Mesorhabditis belari, 4305 nucleotides. Lineage: Eukaryota; Metazoa; Nematoda; Chromadorea; Rhabditida; Rhabditidae. The record is from the annotation of a GenBank genome assembly.